CCGUCAAGCUCGUUCUCCAGCCGGGGGGGGACUUUUAUCGCCGACGGACCAGGAACUGUCGUGAGGGUACCUCGCUAAGUUCAGAACUUGCGUUCCUCAGUGUUUACGGGUCAGUGUUUGACGCCACUUUGUAUCCGUUCGAGAGAAGUCUUGGGCUGUUCUGUUCCGAUUUAACGACGCGGUCGGAAAGAUUUACCGUAUACAUUAAAAAAAAAAAAAAAGUGAAACAUCGACAACAUGUUAAGAGCUUCGGCACAGGUGUUUCGGCAGCUGGUGAGAAACAGCACCACAGACUCCAACCUCAUCCUGGAGAGAUCGAUCAACAAAGUCCAGCUGCUGGGCCGAGUGGGCCAGGAGCCCGUCAUGAGACAAGUGGAGGGCCGCAACCCCGUCACCAUCUUCUCCUUGGCCACCAACGAAAUGUGGCGCUCCGGGGAGGGCGAGGCCAACCCGUCGGGUGACAUCAGCCAAAAGACAACAUGGCACCGCGUGUCUGUCUUCAAACCCGGUUUGAGGGACGUUGCCUACCAGUACAUCAAGAAAGGGGCCAGGAUUCUUGUCGAGGGCAAACUGGAUUACGGCGAGUACGUGGACAAGAACCAAGUGAGACGGCAGGCCACCACCAUCAUCGCAGACAACAUCAUCUUCCUGAGCGACAAUGUUCGUGACAGAACCUGAAGGCCUCCCGUCCCAACGCAAUUUCCCCCCUUUUUCUACUUUCCUGAGUUGAUCCCAAAAAAGGAUGCGGACAGUUUUCAUGUAACAUAAUAUGAAGCGUCGCAAAAAUGCUUGUUGGAUUAUGGUGAGGAAAGUCGUCCAGUCGAUUCUCCAAGAGACUCAUGCAGCUCCUGUAUUGUUUUUUUUUUUUUUUUUUCUGAUGUAGUUGUGUGUAAAAUAUCACGAGGAUGACCCCCCCCCCCACCAAGUUAAAGGAUAAAGUAUAAUGUCAAAUCAUCCAUUUAUUUUUGUUACAAAGUGGUCUGUUGCAGGUACAUUGGAGGCACACAUUUGCAUAAUUUCAUUUCUUAGUCAUUUGCAAGUGUUCACUUUCCGGUGUGCAGUUGUGUGUUUUGCAUUUGCUGUCUUCUGGUUCCACUGUUUGCUUUGAAAGACAUUUCUUACAACGUCAACAUCAUUUGCGUUUAUGGCCAACAGAAAGUGUCUCCCACGUUCACUGACAACUCAAGUAGACAAGCGCAAAACAAAGAAUUAAACCUUGACUCCAUC
This is a messenger RNA of Syngnathoides biaculeatus (alligator pipefish), 1227 nucleotides long. RefSeq names its product single-stranded DNA binding protein 1 (gene ssbp1). The record is from RefSeq and is a predicted model, not a curated record. NCBI's taxonomy places the organism in Eukaryota, Metazoa, Chordata, Actinopteri, Syngnathiformes, Syngnathidae. Gene Ontology annotation, cellular component: mitochondrial nucleoid. Bases 238 to 678 code for a protein of 146 amino acids. Gene Ontology annotation, biological process: positive regulation of helicase activity; mitochondrial DNA replication. The transcript is spliced from 7 exons. Gene Ontology annotation, molecular function: single-stranded DNA binding.